This is a messenger RNA of Sodiomyces alkalinus F11, 1037 nucleotides long. Its product is annotated as S-adenosyl-L-methionine-dependent methyltransferase. NCBI's taxonomy places the organism in Eukaryota, Fungi, Ascomycota, Sordariomycetes, Glomerellales, Plectosphaerellaceae. Gene Ontology annotation, molecular function: S-adenosylmethionine-dependent methyltransferase activity. The transcript has 4 exons. Bases 115 to 933 code for a protein of 272 amino acids. The record is from RefSeq and is a predicted model, not a curated record.
ACCCAAUCCAAUCCAGUCACCCACUUUACCGACUUGACAUUUGUCAUCUCAGCCGCACAUACCUACCUCACCAUACCUUACCCAUACCAUCAACAAGUCCCACAACGAGCGACGAUGACGGACACCACAAGUGCCAACAAGGCUUACUUCGACAAGCUGGCGGCCGAUUAUGAUUCGAGAUUCGAGAAAACCAUCGAGCAACUCGUCCGAGAGAUUCAGAGACGGAAGGAUUUACUUGGCGUCGACUCUGCGGGCGAUGACGACGAUAGCGAUGACGACGAUGGCCCAAGGACCGGCCGGAAGCAGGUCAAGCUGCUCGAUUAUGCCUGUGGAACCGGUCUGAUCUCCAGGGCCCUUGCCCAAUACACGACGCAAUGUACAGGGAUAGACAUCUCCGAGAACAUGGUAGCGGUUUACAACACAAGAGCUGAAAACCAGGGCCUAUCUGAGGACGAGAUGCGUGCCUAUCAUGGCAAUCUGGUCGACCCGGCGGACCCAGCGCCUGCCGCCUUUGAGGGUUCUCGAUUCCGAGACUUCGACGUCGCGGGCGUGGGCUUGGGGUUUCAUCACCUGGACGACCCGGAGUACGCCGCGCGCCAACUUGUCGCGCGCUUGCGGCCCGGUGGCGUGUUCUUCGUCGUUGACUUUUUGCCGCACGCACCUGUGGGUGGUCAGGGGCAUCGCCACGGUCACGGUCACGGUCACGGGCACGGUCAUGAACAGGGGGCCGGACAAGAACACGAGGCCGCCGACGCCAUCAAGCAUCACGGCUUUUCGGAGGAGAGGGUUCGGGCCAUAUUCGAAGCCGCCGGGGCGGGCCAAUGCUUUAUGUUUAUGGAGCUCGGCAGCGGUGUCGUGUUCCACGGCACUCGCGGGGAAGGAGGUGAACCGAUGAAGAGGAGGGUUUUCUUGGCCAGAGGUACCAAGGCAUGAGAAAGGAUAGAAAUGGCGCGGAAAGGAGGCCUGAGAGUUUUCAGCUCGGAAGGAAACCAAUCCAUAGAUUUAGGGACUGAAUUGACAUUCUUUGAAGUUUGCAA